CUAUAUACAGUUCUGUGUGGUCGCAGCACAUAAGCAAAUCCAUUCUUGUGCCGUUUCUCGGAAAAGCUUUUCAGUAAAUGCACUCAUGCUGCUCCAGGAGCUCUUCUCUGCAACAAGCUGCCCAUCUGCCAUCAACAAGUUAAGACCGAGAGAACUAACGGCUGCAGAAAGGAGAGACUGAAGCUUUGAUUAACCAGCUGAGCAGUUAGAGGAAGACAAAAUUAAUAACUUACAUUCAAAACUGAUUUAGGUGAUCAGAGUGGUCACAGAAAAUGAAACCACUGCUUUCGAGAGGAAUAUCCUAAGGAAAAAACAACUCACCCUGGUGGAUUCAAUUUUACUAAGAAAGCCUGGGACACAGAAAAACAGGAAACUGCUCAAAGGCUCCUGCAUAUUAGAGCCUUUUACAGACUCACUGCGUUGAGUCUAACAACCGCGACUGAAUGCAGCCUCCAAUGUGCUCAGAAGAAUGGGCUUACAUUUCAAGUGGCCAUUAGGGGCCCCUAUGCUGGCAGCAAUAUAUGCAAUGAGUAUGGUUUUAAAAAUGCUGCCUGCCCUGGGUAUGGCGUGUCCACACAAAUGCCGCUGUGAGAAGCUGCUCUUCUACUGCGACUCUCAGGGCUUCCACUCAGUGCCAAACACCACAGACAAGGGCUCUUUGGGCCUGUCCCUGAGGCACAACCACAUCACAGAGCUCGAAAGAGAUCAAUUUGCCAGCUUCAGUCAACUUACCUGGCUCCACUUAGACCACAAUCAAAUCUCAACAGUAAAAGAAGAUGCUUUUCAAGGACUAUAUAAACUUAAGGAAUUAAUCUUAAGUUCCAACAAAAUAUUUUAUUUGCCAAACACAACUUUUACCCAACUGAUUAACCUGCAAAAUUUGGACCUGUCUUUUAAUCAGCUGUCAUCUCUGCACCCAGAGCUCUUCUAUGGCCUCCGGAAGCUGCAGACCUUGCAUUUACGGUCCAACUCCCUGCGGACUAUCCCAGUACGCCUGUUCUGGGACUGUCGUAGUCUGGAGUUUCUGGAUUUGAGCACAAACCGUUUGCGAAGUUUGGCUCGCAAUGGAUUUGCGGGAUUAAUCAAACUGAGAGAGCUUCACCUAGAGCACAACCAGCUGACAAAGAUUAAUUUUGCUCAUUUCCUACGGCUAAGCAGUCUGCACACGCUCUUCUUACAAUGGAACAAAAUUAGCAACUUGACAUGUGGGAUGGAGUGGACCUGGGGCACUUUGGAAAAGCUAGACCUGACUGGAAAUGAAAUAAAAGCCAUCGACCUGACAGUGUUUGAAACAAUGCCUCAUCUUAAAAUACUCCUCAUGGAUAACAACAAGUUAAACAGCCUUGAUUCCAAGAUCUUAAACUCCCUGAGAUCCCUCACAACCGUCGGCCUCUCUGGCAAUCUGUGGGAAUGCAGCCCUCGAAUAUGUGCUUUGGCCUCCUGGCUGAGCAGUUUCCAAGGUCGGUGGGAGCAUUCCAUCCUAUGCCACAGCCCUGACCACACCCAAGGAGAGGAUAUACUAGAUGCAGUCCAUGGAUUUCAGCUGUGCUGGAAUUUAUCAACCACCGUCACUGCCAUGGCUACAACUUAUAAAGAUCCAACCACUGAAUAUACAAAAAGAAUAAGCUCAUCAAGUUAUCAUGUGGGAGACAAAGAAAUCCCAACUACUGCAGGCAUAGCAGUUACUACUGAGGAACACUUUCCCGAACCAGACAAUGCCAUCUUCACUCAGCGGGUAAUUACAGGAACAAUGGCUUUAUUGUUUUCUUUCUUUUUUAUUAUUUUUAUAGUGUUCAUCUCCAGGAAGUGCUGCCCUCCCACUUUAAGAAGAAUUAGGCAGUGCUCAAUGAUUCAAAACCACAGGCAGCUCCGAUCCCAAACACGACUCCAUAUGUCAAACAUGUCAGACCAAGGACCGUAUAAUGAAUAUGAACCCACCCAUGAAGGACCCUUCAUCAUCAUUAAUGGUUAUGGACAGUGCAAGUGUCAGCAGCUGCCAUACAAAGAAUGUGAAGUAUAAUGUCUACCCAUCGUCAAAAAUUACAUCAGAUAAGUAACCUAUUUUACAUAGUAGGGGCUAAAUACAUAUCUAAUUUUUACCAAUGGUGACAUUAAGCCUAAUUUUUCCAAACCAAGUGGAGACUUAAGUUUUUGAAGUGUUGAAGUAUUUUUAAUUUUUUUUUAAUGAAACCGUAUUUUAAGUGUUAAAUGAAGCAAUGCUCACUUUAAUUUGCACUCUUGUUGGAAAUUCUAAAAAUGCUUACUUCAAAAUAAGACAUUUCAUACAUGUAAUUAUAUACUAUCAUGUGUAAACAUUUACACUAAGGUCUCCAUAUGCUAAUUUUUUCUACUGAAAACAGUUUGGAAAAAGCAGAAAGAGAUAUGGAUCAAUACUUGUUUGAUUACUGCUCUCCACCCCAAGUACCACAAAUGGCUUGCUGCUUAAAGGAGACUUAGCAAAGUUCUCUUGUAUCAUAAUUUGGUAUUUACUCAAACCUAAAAUUUACAGCCAGUGUGGGAAGUAGAAUUUCAUGUAUGCAGAAGACUGGUCAAUAUUAAACACUCUUCUUCCAGAGUUUUUGCCUGUGUUAGUACAUAUUAUCAAAGUCCACAUCAUGAAAUCAGAACUAUUUAUGUAAUUUUAAUAAGCUGAGUGACACAUUUAAACAAUGAAUCCAAGUGAUUGUGAAAAGAUCUCAAUACAAUGAAAUCAAUACUAAAUAA
Camelus dromedarius (Arabian camel) is the source of this 2724-nucleotide messenger RNA. It is a transcript of the gene LRRTM2, whose product is annotated as leucine rich repeat transmembrane neuronal 2. Lineage: Eukaryota; Metazoa; Chordata; Mammalia; Artiodactyla; Camelidae. Gene Ontology annotation, molecular function: protein binding. Bases 470 to 2020 code for a protein of 516 amino acids. The record is from RefSeq and is a predicted model, not a curated record. The transcript is spliced from 2 exons. Gene Ontology annotation, cellular component: extracellular matrix.